Sesamum indicum (sesame) is the source of this 1773-nucleotide messenger RNA. Its product is annotated as putative pectinesterase/pectinesterase inhibitor 54. NCBI's taxonomy places the organism in Eukaryota, Viridiplantae, Streptophyta, Magnoliopsida, Lamiales, Pedaliaceae. Gene Ontology annotation, biological process: cell wall modification. The record is from RefSeq and is a predicted model, not a curated record. Gene Ontology annotation, molecular function: pectinesterase activity; enzyme inhibitor activity.
UUAAAAAGCUCCUCGAGCAGCCAAAAAACUUAGAUCAACUUUUGAGCCCAAUGGGAUCCCCAAAAUGUGUUCUUUUUUGGGUGUUAGUAAUUUUGAGUGUUGGCAGAGUGUGUAGGGCAACAAAGGGUGGUGUUGACGAGGAAGUGAGAACUCAAUGUGGGUUCACCAGAUAUCCAACCUUGUGUGUCCAAACCCUGACAGGAUUAGGGUCGGGGAAUCCAAGUUUUGAUAUCUUGUCUGCCCUUGUCAACAGGACUAUAUCCGAGACCAAGCUGCCUGAUUCCAAUUUUGAGAUCCUCAGCUACCAUUUCAUCUCCCCUGAAGCACAGCAAGCCCGAAUCGCCAUGGAUAACUGCCAAGAACUCAUGAGCAUGUCUGAGAAAAGACUGAAGCAAGCCCUGGAUGCCCUCCAGAAAUCUCCGAAGAAACAUAAGGCUGACAUUCAAGCAUGGCUAAGCGCCGCUCUGACAUUCCAACAAGAAUGCAAGGACUCAGUUGAGAAUCAUGUCCCGUCAAACGUGUACAUGGGAGAAAUCUACAAGAAAAUGGACUAUCUGUCUGAACUUGGCAGCAACCCGUUGGCCCUGGCAAACCGAAUCACUGGAAAAUCCCCGACAGGCGGCCGCCGACUUCUCGGGCAAGAAAGCUUCCCGAAUUGGGUGUCGGCAAGCGACAGAAAAUUGCUUCAGAGCACAGAAAUAAAAGCGAAUGCCGUCGUCGCGAAGGACGGAAGUGGGAACUUCAAAACAGUGUCGGAGGCCAUCGGGGCUGCGACGGGGAGCCGAUUCGUGAUAUAUGUGAAAGCUGGAACGUAUAAUGAGAAAAUCAACACCAACAAGGACGGGAUUACGUUGAUCGGCGACGGCAAGUACUCUACCGUCAUUACAGCAGGUGGCAGUGUGGGCAAGGGCGGCUCUUCCCUCCGAGGAUCUGCAACUUUCACAAUCACCGGCGACGGCUUCAUCGCCAGGGAUAUCGGCUUCCAGAACACGGCGGGGCCCGGAGCUGAACAGGCUGUGGCGCUGACUAUCUCUUCCGACCACUCUGUGCUCUACAGGUGCAGCAUCGCCGGCUACCAGGACACACUCUAUGCCCUCUCCCUCCGCCAAUUUUACCGGGAAUGCGACAUAUACGGCACCGUCGACUUCGUAUUUGGCAACGCCGCCGCAGUGUUCCAGAGCUGCACCCUCGUACUCCGCCGCCCCCGAAGCGGCGGCGCCUACAACGUGAUCCUGGCGAACGGCCGCACGGACCCCGGACAGAGCACGGGUUUCUCCCUCCAGAACUGUAAAAUCACCGUCGGGUCGGAUUUCUCUCCCGUAAAAAACUCAUACAACUCCUAUCUAGGCAGGCCCUGGAAAGCGUACUCGAGAGCGGUGGUCAUGCAGUCAAAUAUCGACGCGGCGAUUUCUACCCGGGGAUGGGUUGAGUGGCCGGGCACCGGAGGAUCCACGUACAAAACGCUGUAUUUUGCGGAGUACGCGAAUAUGGGCCCCGGGUCGGGGACCUCAGGCAGGGUGAAGUGGCCUGGAUUUCGGGUCAUUGGGACACCGGAGGCGUCGAAAUUCACCGUCGCUAGUUUCAUCGGUGGGAAUUCAUGGCUGCCGUCUACCGGCGUUACUUUCGUUUCCGGCCUCCAAUGAUUAAUUACUACGGAUAAGUCGUCGUGUGUUUAAAUAAUUAAAAAGCGACAAUUGUGAUUGAAGAUGAAGCAGGAAAAAGCGUAGUUAAUGCGAAGACGUUUUACUAUCUCUAAUCCUUCUCACCAUAUUU